This is a messenger RNA of Diaporthe amygdali, 1782 nucleotides long. RefSeq lists its product as uncharacterized. Gene Ontology annotation, cellular component: membrane. NCBI's taxonomy places the organism in Eukaryota, Fungi, Ascomycota, Sordariomycetes, Diaporthales, Diaporthaceae. Gene Ontology annotation, biological process: amino acid transmembrane transport. The record is from RefSeq and is a predicted model, not a curated record. The coding region runs from base 1 to 1782 and encodes 593 amino acids. The transcript is spliced from 11 exons. Gene Ontology annotation, molecular function: L-amino acid transmembrane transporter activity.
AUGGUGUCCUGGAGAAAGCCGUUCAGCGGCGGCGGCGGCGAGAACGUUGUCACGGCCGAUAACGCGAGCCAGAUCUCCGAUGGAAGUAUCACUUACAUCGGAGAAAAGGGAGGCAACAAUGCUGCUGCUACGUACCAAGAGGCAUCUGGAGCACCAGUCGAGAGUAAUUCGCCUCUGGGCUACGCUGUCGGGCCUAUCACCAUUCUGCUAAUGAACAUCAGCAUGAUGAUAGGCACUGGAAUCUACUCAACGCCCUCCGCUAUAUUGUCAGGUACUGGGUCUGUCGGUCUGAGCUUUAUCUAUUGGACAAUCGGCUUCUUGGUUUGCAUCGCUUCAGGAUCAGUAUAUCUCGAAUUCACAGCGUACUUUCCCAGCCGCUCCGGAUCCGAAGUGGUAUUCCUCGAACAAGCCUAUCCACGACCGAUGUGGUUCUUCCCGACAACUUUCGCUGUUCAGAAUGUCAUACUUUCAUUCGCCAGUAGCAAUGCCAUUGUGUUGGCAAACUAUUUGUUUGCCAUUUCCGGCAAAGAGGGUACCGACUGGCAGGUGAAAGGUGUCGCAUUGGCCGGCUACACAAUUGCCACUCUAUCUUUGAUCUUCAACACGAAGUUCUCAUACUACUUGUCCAAUGCGAUUGGGCUCGUCAAGAUCGCAACGCUGCUAUUCGUUAUCGUGACUGGAUUCGUUGUCCUGGGUGGCAACACUAAGAUUGAAAAUCCUACAGCGAAUUUUCAGAACUCCUUUCACGGUACCGAAGCCGCGACGGCUUACGGCUUGACCAAUGCGCUGUACAGGAUCAUCUUUUCAUACGGCGGAUAUAACAAUGCCUUCAAUGUCGUUAAUGAAGUCAAGAACCCGGUCAAGUCGCUCCGGAAGUAUGCGUUUCUGGCCCUUUUUGUUGUCUACGUGCUCUACAUGUUUGCAAACGUGGCGUUCUUCGCCGCAGUGUCCAAAUAUGACCUUGAGAAUUCGGGUACCACGGUUGCGACAUUGUUCUUUAGAGCUGUAUUCGGAGAUAGCGGAGCGGUGCGUGGACUGAACUUCUUAGUCGCCCUGAGCGCCUUUGGAAACAUUAUUGCAAGCGCCUUGGGCUCAUCGCGGAUGAUACGGGAAUGCGGCAGACAAGGAGUCCUUCCGUGGACCAAAUUUUGGGUGACGACCAGACCGUUUGGGACCCCAAUUGGACCUUACUUCGUGAAGUGGGCACUCACUGCCUUGAUGAUACUUGCUUUACCAUCAGGAGACGCCUUUAAUUUUGUGAGCGAUCUCGCUGUUCUGCCGACAGCUGCCUUCAACCUGGCGAUGGCUGUCGGUCUAUAUGCUGUGCGGUGGAGACGCAGGCGAGCAAACUUGCCGCCUCCCGAGUUUCGGACAUGGCAACCUGUUGUUGUUUUCAACAUUUUGGUGCAACUCUACCUGCUCGUCAUGCCUUGGUACCCUCCAGAGGGAGGCCAGUACGCCGGCGACGUGAGCUUCUGGUACGCUACUUACGUUGUCACUGGCAUUGGAAUUCUCAUUGCUUGUGGCACUUACUACUGGGUCUGGGCGAAAUUGAUUCCUAAGUGGAAAGGAUAUCAACUACGACAAGAAGUCAUCAAGCUGGACAACGGAGCGCAGACUCAUGAGAUCAAGAAGAUACCUAAUGCCGAAUUGGCGGAGUUCGAUGCGACCCAUGACGCCGCAGGCCGUUUAAAGGUUACGCCCGGUGAAGUGCAUGAUCAGGAGAAGCUCGGCAGCGGCUCUGAGGACGGUGAGGCCGAAGACGCGAGGCAGCAGGCUUGA